Messenger RNA from Drosophila montana, 1446 nucleotides. RefSeq lists its product as uncharacterized. NCBI's taxonomy places the organism in Eukaryota, Metazoa, Arthropoda, Insecta, Diptera, Drosophilidae. The transcript has a single exon. The record is from RefSeq and is a predicted model, not a curated record. The coding region runs from base 373 to 1446 and encodes 357 amino acids.
UCUACGCACGCGCAGCCGCUUCAGUUGUGAACGCGACUUCAAGGCGCACGGUUCGCAUGACUCUUAAUACAAUUGAUUGCGGUUUUUGUAGUGGUUUUUGCAAAUCGCGCGCGUGCCCAUAGUCGGGAAUUGAUAUAUUGAGCGAGAUCUCAUUGAUUUUACGCACGUAAUUAGAACAAACGGAUUGGCCGUUAAUUGCAGUGGACAGUAAUUGCUGUGCAACCUGCAUACCAGUCCAACGGUGUCUCGUUAAUGUGUCAAUUGGCGAUUUGUGAUUGACGCGUCACGGCGAGCAGGUGUGCGUGUGCCUGUGUGUGUUCGUGUGUGUGUGUGACAUGUGCUAAUUGGAAACAGCUCCAAUUUUGCCCAAACAUGUCCAAGCUGCUCGCCAAGAAGCGCUGGUGGAAAAUCUGCCUGCCACACACGCAAAAUGAUGCCACAAAAAACUAUCGCGAGAUUAUUAUGCACAGCGAAUGUGCCUCGGUGCUGGCCAUCACCGAUACCAGCAGCAGCAGCAGCAGCGCCAGCAGCGGCUCGCCCAGCGACAGCAUCUCGAAGAACUCCCAGCCGGAUGCGGGCAAACUGUUUCCGCGCAAUAUGCCCAGCAUACGACGCAGCCGGCGACGCUCCGCCGAACGCCGACCGGAACCAGCUGCUGCGCCAGCUCCAGCUCCAGCUCCAGCUCCAGCGGCCACUUUGACUGUGCCCGCCCAGCAGCCGCAGCGCAGCGCUCAUCAGUCGCGCCAAUCGACGGUGGCCAAAUUGACGCCGCGCAAGCCGAAGACCAACUGUUCCAAGCAGCGCGCGCUGCCCAGCGCCGGUUACCCGAUCAAGGCUGCUGUCAAGACCAAAACGAAGCCCAAGCAGCUGACGCUGGCGCCCUAUGACAUAGCGCUGGAGCUGCCGGCGCCCAGCUGCCCGCUGACCGAGGGCACGCCCAGCCUGGCGCGGGCGCUGCACUCGCAGCAGUCGAGUCUGAUCAGCAGCGAUUUGUCCGGCGAUAAUGUGCCCCUCAAGCUGCAGGAGGAGCACUUCCAUUCCUCGGGCAUAUCCUGCAAUGGCGAGACGGACGAUGAUGUCGAGGUGGCCAUGCUCACGGGCAGCCUCAGUCCAGCGCAGCUGCAGCGCCUGCAACAGCAGCAGAAGCGAACCAUGCCCACUUUGUCGACGCCGCGACAUUUGCCCCUAAACGAGCUACGCAAUUUGAAUGUUUGCCGGAAUCGCAGCACCGUUUGGCUGCACAAUGCGGACACGGAGCAGCUGCUGGGCGGUGGGCGUGGCAGCGGCAGCGGCAGAGGGCAGUCCAAAACCGAAGCGGGCUGCUACUUAAAUGCGGCCAUUGCUGAUGAUAUGCAAUUAAGCGAUAUUGAAGAACAAUUGGCCAAGUUUGAUGGCCAGCAACAACAACAACAAGAUCAACAACACGGCAAAGCUGCCAAAACGUGA